AAACAUUACGCAAAUGGCCAAUAGUAGCAGCCUUUCCAAGAACCUGCACCAAAGACUACGAGUUGCCUCCAUUUGAAGGAGGCCCCAAAAGGGCAAUCGGAAUAAAAGAGGAGACUCUGGAUCCGCAGUACUUCUCCAAUCCUGAUAAAUUUGAUCCAUCAAGAUUUUUUGAAGGUUCUGCAGAAACUUUUACGAAAGAUGCUUUUUUCCCAUGGGGGGCAGGACCAAGACUUUGCCUAGGCCAAAGAUUUGCCUUCUUGCAAAUCAAGACGAGUGUAAUGGCAGUCGUGAGAUCUUUCAAAUUGAAAAUUUCUGAAGGGAAGGAUGCAGACCCUAAAUUAGACCCUAGGAGCUUCAUGCCAAGACUGGUUGGUGGUGCGUGGAUUACUUAUACACCGAGAUAAAAGAUGACUAAUGGAUUUAGGGCUUGAAAAUUAAUUUACUUUGUAUUUAUUUAUACACAGCAUAUUCCAUAUAAAUAAAGUAUA
Molecule: messenger RNA, 488 nt
Organism: Ctenocephalides felis (cat flea)
Lineage: Eukaryota; Metazoa; Arthropoda; Insecta; Siphonaptera; Pulicidae
Product: probable cytochrome P450 6a13
Exons: 3
Molecular function (GO): heme binding; iron ion binding; monooxygenase activity
Source: RefSeq, a predicted model, not a curated record